This is a messenger RNA of Metarhizium robertsii ARSEF 23, 1980 nucleotides long. RefSeq names its product nitrogen metabolic regulation protein. Bases 1 to 1980 code for a protein of 659 amino acids. Lineage: Eukaryota; Fungi; Ascomycota; Sordariomycetes; Hypocreales; Clavicipitaceae. The transcript has 3 exons. The record is from RefSeq and is a predicted model, not a curated record.
AUGGAGUACCCCGGCGCUACGCGGUCGAUGCGCCGUGCGGCCACAGCGGCCAGGGUACCUGCGUGGUUCCUUUCCAGUCUGAUUGCUGGUGGACUCGCUAGCCAGGAGAUGAAUUUCGGCCUGCCCAAGCAUCGAGAAUCGAGCAAUCGAGCAUCAAGCGCAGCAGACCGCAUGCGCAGCCAUCCCCAGGCAGAGAGGUCGAUCGACUACUACGACUGCGUCUCGGGGCAGCCUUUGGCUCGCCAGAACCGCCUCGAGGAACUUCUCCGCGAAGCCCUCGGCGAACCGCACACCAUCCAGCUGACCUCACGAUCUCGCUCCAAUUCCAAAUUCCGACUUUCAUUCCUCACCGUCCACCAAACCAACGUCGCCCAGAGCCUUCUGGCCUUUGGAGUGCCCUGCGAAUCCCGCCCAAGUAUCCAGGACAUCUACCUGCUCCCCCAGGCGGGCCGUCGUGUGCGAAACCACGGUGGCCUCGCCUGUUGCAUGCUGCACGGAAAGGAAGCCUUCUGCCUUGCGCGCAUCUCCUUGUCACCAUCGCUCGUUGCGCUUUCCCACCCUAGCCAGCACGUCGAGAGCGACAGGGAUCGAACCAUGCCAGCCCAAAUUACUGGCCCUAUGGCAGCCAGCAUCCCGAUUCAUAUUGCCAACGACCAGAGUAACAACUACCGCAAACAACACAAGCACUCGCGAUCGUCCUACUCAGAGUCGUCUCCGCUGGCCAACUCUAGAAACAACUCUCUGACUUUCCGCCCGCCCAAGCGACACAUGUCAACUCCAGACAAGACCAUCGCUAUUACCAACGCAAGCGGGCGCCAGGCUGCGUCCCUGAUUCGUGUCGCCACAGCCGUCGGAUAUCGCGUGCGAGCACAAUUGAGAAAUCUUGAAGGUGUUGUUGCCACCGAGGUCUCGACUAAUCCAAACGUAACAGUAUUUGUGGGUGAACUGUAUACCAGGCACAAUCCUACAAAUGAAAACAAAGACGUUACGCAAAAUGGUCCGAUUGCCGGCGUCGGCGUCAACCAUGACCUGAUAUCAAAUCUGUUCCGUGGCGCACAGCUGGCCUUCAUUAACACGACAUUUUACGGCGAUGAAGUUCAAAUUGGUAUGGCUCUAGCUGAUGCUGCCAAGAAGGCGGGGGUCCAACACUACAUCUAUUCGUCGAUGCCUGAUCACAAGGCCUAUAACAAGGACUGGCCCUCUUUACCACUUUGGGCAGCAAAACACGAGGUGGAAGAGUAUGUUCGAAAGCUCGACCUCCCCGCGACCUUUGUUUACACAGGCAUCUAUAACAACAACUUCACGUCGUGCCCAUAUCCAUUGUUUUGCAUGGAGCUGCAAGAAGAUGGGUCUUUCAUAUGGCAGGCACCGUUUCACGAGGAUGCCAAGCUUCCUUGGCUGGACGCGGAACACGACGUCGGGCCGGCAAUUGUACAGUUAUUCAAAGACGGCGUUUCGAAAUGGAAGGGUGAGCGGAUUGCUCUCGCUUAUGAAUAUCUGUCGCCCAAAGAAGCCUGCAGACUGUUUGCAAGAGGCGUUGGCCGUCCCGUACACUACGUCCGUGGCCCCAUUGAGGUCAAGGUCCAAAUUCCCACUGGCUACCGAGAACAACUGGAGGCACUUGAGAAGCUUUUCAAGCUUAGCGAGACGGACCCCAAAAGACAGCCACCUUACUUUGGGGACAUGAAGCUCGAGGUGAGCUGCCCUACCGAAGCCCUUGAGCUCUGGGAAGGCCCUCGGGGACUGGAGGAAUAUGCCCGAGAAAUGUUCCCUCUCGAAGAGGAGGCCAACGGGCUUACAUGGAUGCUGGACGAGGACGAACUAGAACAGAGAUCUGCCGCCGACGAUAAGCUCAAUGCUACAACAACGUCUGUGGAACAACUGAGGCUUCAUGACGAGAAUGAGGAUGACGAUUCAGAUGAAGACGACGGACUUGUUAUGCGGGGCUUGAAGCGAGACGAAGAACAAUGGCUGGCAUAG